Paramuricea clavata is the source of this 9164-nucleotide messenger RNA. The record is from the annotation of a GenBank genome assembly. NCBI's taxonomy places the organism in Eukaryota, Metazoa, Cnidaria, Anthozoa, Malacalcyonacea, Plexauridae.
UAAGACAUUCUUUAUAUAUAUUUCAGGAUGGUAAACAUACAACAUCUCUACAUUAUUCAGUGAAGAAUGACGAGGAUGAUACCUCGCUACAUAUUGUAGACUUCCUCGCACAAAAUACGUACGUUUUGUCCUUCUCAAAUGACCUGCUUUGCUAAGUUAAAGUGGAAGUUAUAGAAAUUUCGUAUCGCUGGGCUUGUGUACUGUCCUGUUAACUUAUUGUAGAUGUCAUUAGUUGCAGAUGCCAUCUACUGUAUAAUUAGUUAUAUGGAGUGUACAGUAGAUCUGUAGAUGCUCCAACUCCUGAUAUUUAUGGAUAAUUUGUGUUCUUAUAUAUGAUUAUUGCUGUGUGUUCAAUAUAGUUCUAAUAUUGACGUGUUGUCAGACGGUAAUUCAGCCUUGCAUCUUGCCGCUACUCUAUGUAAGAGCGAGUGUAUUAAGGUACUGGUGCGUGCCGGUGCGAAUGCUACUCAAGUGAAUGUACUUGGUCAGACGGCGCUGGAUAUUGCUAUGACUGAAGAACAUAAUGAAACCAUAGAACUUGUAAGUAUUCAACUUUUAUUAAGCCUAGUUUACACAAAGUCUUUGUGAUUACAGUAGCAAUUUCGUACAGGUAAGUUUUAGUCCGUGUGACCUCGAAAAGUGCCUAGAAAACGGCAUAACCAUUCAACUUGGAUGGUUAUGCCGUUGACUGUCUUCGGCAUAGCCAUUCAACUUGGAUGGCUAAUGGCGUUAACUGUCUUCGGCAUGGCCAUUCAACUGAGAUGUUUAUGCCGUUGAAUAUGUUCGGCAUAAACAUUCAACUUAGAUGUUUAUGUUCGGCAUAAACUUUCAACUUAGAUGCUUAUAUGUUCGGCAUAAGCAUUCAACUUAGAUGUUUAUGCCGUUGAAUAUGUUCGGCAUAAACAUCUAAGUUGAAUGCUUAUGCCGAACCUAUUCAACGGCAUAAAUAUAUAGGUCGAAUGUUUAUGCCGAACAUCAUAUAUUCAACGGCACAAACAUCUAUGAUCUAAACAUCAUAAACAUCAUCUAUGCUUAUAUGCCGAACAUAUAUUCGACUUAGAUGUUUAUGCCGUUGAAUAUAAGUUCGGCAUAAACAUCUCAAUUUCCUCAAACAUUUCUUACAAAUCCUUCAAAACCUAGAAUUUACCAAUGGAAAAUUCCUCCUGUGAUCACAGAAACUUUGAUAGUGUAGGCUUUACAACGGUUUUGGAAUGUCAGACAGUGGUAUUGGCAAUGAGGUAUAAGUGCCUUGUUGUAAUUAACCUUUCUUUUCUCAAGUUAAAAAGUGUGCAAGGAGGAAAGCUAAGUAAUUGUGACAAUGUCAAGAUUGAUUGGGGUUUAGAACAGGUCAGUAGGAAAAUCAUUCCAUACAUCUCAGAAUAACCAUUUUACCUCAUGACUAAAUGACAUUGUUUAUCUUUUAGGCAGAGAAUAUUUACGAAGAACCGUGCAAUUUUGGAGAUCUACGGAUUGACUUACAAAGUGAAGACGAGAGCAUUGAAGAACCGAUUAAGGCAAGACGUUUGGACUUGUGUAGACCGUUAAAAACCAUAGAAAUAAUAGACAGGUCUAAUAUUUCUAUGUUAAAAACUCAAUGAUUAAAGACAAACUAAAUCACUACCAUGUUACAUAAACUUUAGCUUUGAUUUUCUCGGCUAAGACAACGUCGAUUUUUAAAAUUACUUCGCUCUCGUAUCUUGUACAGUAUUAACUCCCAAUGUAAUCAAGUCGUUGAAAAUAACGAAAUAUUUAUGCUCUCUUACUUACUCGUUUCCAGGUUCCAGCGACUCCGCCUCGAAGCAAGCGUCCCAUCAGCAUUGCCACUUUUCCGCCCCCAAUCCCCCGCUCCAAAACAAUGGGAAACGACGUUGACGUGACGCCACAAUAUCACUCGUCCAGUCCCUCCAUGAGUGUCAUUGGUGAACUAAAGAAACGACACGGGUUAGGGGAGGACCUCAAGAAAAAUUUAAGGAGGACGGCACCCCCGCCCCCUCCCACCUCUACAAUACCGGGGGCACAUACUGGGGUGGUUUACCCCACUACACAACAUUCAACAUUUACAAAAUCACAUCAACGAAGGUUGGUUCCUAAGACUUGUUUUCCGUCCCGAUACGGCCAGUUACGAAGCUGUCGUUGUGGCAGAUGUGGUGGAGUUUGGAUAUAAAGGCCGCUCAAAACAAGUCCUAAUAGAGGGCUGUAGAUUUGGCAACGACUACGAGAUUCGUUGUUUUCAAAUACUCCACAUCUUCUUGCAUAAUUCCGUAGUAGAUGUUUGUUUUACUACGAGACUUUGCAAGAGUUUCGUUGUCAAUUUGGCCACAGAUUAAGAACAGGGGCCGGUUGUUCAAAGGUGGAUUAGCUUAAUCACAGAAUAAGAAGUUAUACCAGAAGCGUAACUCGAGCGAAUAUUUGUCCGCGUUUUUACAAGCGAUUCGUCAUCAAUCACGCCAUCCUGGCUAGUACAACCGGCACUUUGUACCUACCAAAUCCUGAUAAAAACUUCCGGCUGUACUAACCAGGAUGGCGUGGCCUGACGUGAGCGAGUUAAAAUUUUCGUGGACGUCAAACAAGGGAAACGACUAGAGUUACGCUUCUGGUAUAGCUUCCUAUUAUGUGGCUUAAUUAACCCUAGGUUAACCUAAAAUUCAAAGCAAACUUCCCGACAGCUUGUCUAGAAUUUGAAAAUGUUUUUUCAGAGAUCUUGUCUGAAUCGAUAGCAGUUUACUUCUCUGAAAUUUUGAAAUAAACAGACGUGCAGGAAUACACAAACUACAACAGCAGAUUAAAUUUUAACCCAGGGUUAGCGCUAACCCACCUUUGAACAACCAGGCCCUGAUGUGUAACUUCAGUAAAAACUAGUUGUCCAACGGUCGCCAUCUACUUAGCAACUGGGUAAUACUUAAUAUUACGCCGCCAUCUUCGUAGGAAGUGUCAUGACGUGUACAGGUUAGGGAAAUUUGAGGACACGAGAUCCUAUGAAGUUACACAUCUGAGGCAAGUUGUCCAAUGUCCCAUUAUCGUGUGAUCUUUACGUCUUAUCACCAUUUUAUACUUGAAUGAAAAAUACUGUAACUAGGCAAUUUUUAUUAUGAAUGUAAUGAAAUCCCACAUGUAUUCCAAUGGCUAACAAAAAUUUUCAUUUCAGUAACUCCACCCCUUACGAGGAUUCCCCACCUACCCCUCCUAUCCGCGUGGGCUCAGUCAGUCGAUCGAACCGUACACCCCUCCCUGUCCCUAAAACACGCCCACUAUCCCCAAACAAGAUGACUACAUCUCAGUCAUCUUCGUCUCUAAGUAGAAGACCCUCUAAGAAGUCCAACACACUUGAAGCGUAAGUCUAAAGGUGUUUCGGUCAAACCUGGAUGAGAGUUGAUGAGAAUAGCAACUCUCGCUUGCGUUUAAGCCAGCUCUCAUCAACUCCAUGGAAAUAAUAGAUAUCUUUUAUUUCUAUGAUCAACUCUCAUACACUCGCAUCAACUUUGAGUUCAGUGGUUCAAAUUUAGACGAGAGUUUUCGCUAAGCUCGCGGUAAUUCCAGCUAACUCUUAUCAACUCUCAUUAACUUUGAACUACUACAGAAGGCGAAGCUUGAUCUGACCUUUGCUUCAAAUUUUGAUAAGAGUUGAUGAGAGUUUUCGCUAUCGCGCAGUAAUAUCCAUGAGUGAACUUUCAUCAAUGGACGACUUGCGCUUUAGACUAAAUUUUAAUCUAAGUAAGAACAACGAAAUCUAUCACCACAGCUAGAACGAGCGUCUUGGAAUUAGUAAUAUUACAAAGUUUGGUUGCGAAAUGUUGUAAAAUACGGAAAAUAUAGCCCUUCAAAGUUGGCAAAUUUGUAUACUUUUAUAUUACGUGCGUGAAUUGGUAACUAAAUUAGUUACCAAUUUCCGCACGUAAUAGAAAUGUAUACAAAUUUGCCAACUUCGCAGGGCUAUAUUUUCCGUAUUUUACAAGAUUUCGCAACCAAACUUUGCAGUUUUUCUAAUUUUGAUAACUUCUUUCCGAAAAUAUCCUUUGUUAUUCCCAGAUUAAAAAUUUUUCUAAAGCGCAAGUCGUCCAUUGUCAUACAACUAUGUUCUCGUUUGACGACAGUUGUCAGAUUCCACAUCAGUCACGUGUGAGAAAAGCGCUUCCAGUUGGACUCUAGCAAACAUUGCUAUCCUAGCAUGGCUAUCCAGUAUAAAUAAUGUUAGUUUAGCCAUGGAUAGUUAAAGCAUCUGUGUUUUUAUCACCCAUGGUAUGACCAGUACUGGCGAGAACAAUUUAGGACUAUCCACAGAACUAUCAGCCGUUAUGUCCAGUAUAAAUAAAGUUAGUUUAAUUACCUUCACGUGUCUCUAAUCAUUCCAGGCGUCCAAAACCUCCGAUGGGCCCGAAGCCGAAGCUAGAAGAUUCAAACGGUAUGAAUUAGUCUUAUAUUGCAAUACAUGAAGGUUCACUUCACUGAUACUUUCAUCAGUCUAGGCUAAGUAGGUAAUAUGUAAGCGUAAUACUUGAUGUAAUCGGUCACUGAACAGCCCCGUUGGGGAGUGAGCUGAAUAAUAUAUAUAUGUAUGUAUGUAUAAUUUCAUGCUGGAUUUGAAGACUUGAUUUUCUUCCUUAGAUUCCAAGAAAGUAUCCCGUACUCUCUCAUCCUCCCCACCUUUAACACCUGCCCCCUUACCCACGUCAGUUCCCCCUCCUAUAGCGCGUCCUUUAUCACCCCCUACUCCAACACGAACCGUGUCCCCGCCGUCUGUAGCUCGAUCUACAUCUUCACCCACAACGUGGGCUGUAUCACCACCUAAAACACGGGCUGUCUCGCCACCUACAACGCGGGCUGUCUCGCCGCCUACAACGCGGGCUGUCUCGCCACCUACAACGCGGGCUGCCUCGCCUCCUAACACCCGGGUAAUGCCCCCUACUACAGGCCUCCCGCCUCCACCAAGCCCAGAACUUCAGCCCCCACCAAGACCUCCUAAAGAUUCGAGAUUGAAAGGCGAACCAGACAGAAGUACCGGGAAUACGCCACCACCAGUACUUCCACCUCGUGCAUUAUCACCCACUGUAAGUGACAAGCAUGUUAUACACAACCGUUAUGGAAGGACGUACAGUUGCAAUUAAAAAAUAUUGUCUGUGUUUACGUGAAAAUUUCUCAAACAGGGCAGGAAAAAAGAAUUUUCUUCCUGGGAGCACAACCUGGAGACAUAAUUUUCCUGCAGACCAACAGAGUAUUUUUGUGCUAAAUCUGCAUGUGCAUAAACAUAUAGUGUUCUAGCUGACCAUGGUUUUAAAUUCAAGGAAUAAUGCCUGUCAACUAUAUGUUGUUGCGCCCAUAGUCGGACAUGGAUGUUAAGGUUUCCUUCAAAUUUUCAAUAGCAAAUCUUCAUUCAAACGAAUUUCCUGCAGCUGUUUAAUAUUUCCUGCGAGCAGUGCUCGCCUAUUUUUUCCACCCCUAUUCUCAAACUAUUAUUAUGCUAGCAUUAAUCAAGUACUUUAAUACUUAAAUAAACUUUCAUCUAUGCAAAAACAAUGUUUCAAUUUUUUGUUUUCAAGGCAAAAGUGAAACGUGUUGAAGCUAUUUUCGACUGUGCGGCUGACAAUGAUGAUGAGUUAUCAUUUUCUGAAGGUGAAAUUAUCGUUGUGUCUGGUGAGGCCGACCCUGACUGGUGGGUAAGUAACAAGCGAUGCAGCGUUGUCUUUCAAAAGCAGGGCAAUUAGGGGUCUCACCCUUACUGGUAGCAGCCCCCACCGUAGGCUGCUCGCAGCCCCCACCUGAGAAUUUUAAUCCGGUUUUUCUUUGAACGAAAUUUUGGACUGCGAGCAGGCUACCUUACUGUGUCUCGAACCUCGUGCUCAGGGUUUUUCCUCUUGUGGAGCAAAGACCCUGGUAGACGCUGGUCACGUGAUCUGCUAAAAUCUAGCAGAUUUCUAAUUAAUUAUCUUGGAUUCCUUUACGACAAUCAUACAAAAAGCAAAUUAUAAAUUAAACUACAAAAAUUAUGCAAAUAUCAAAUAUUCAUUGACCUUAUUUUGGAUUGCUAAUUAAAAAUCUGCUAGAUUUUAGCAGAUCACGUGACCAGCGUCUACCAGGGUCUUUUCUCCCCUCGCCAAGAGGAACCUGGGCACGAGGUUGACUGGGUUUAAUGGUAGAGCAGUCUAAUAGGCCGUGGGCUGUUGUGCAAAAAAGUGCCUAGAAAAGCAAUUUCGUGGCACCCAUCUGGGAAAUAGAUUUUCUGUGGUUCAAUUCAUAGAACCAUAGAUGCUUAAUUACCACAAAAAGUUCCCAAGCAAAAAACCUGCUCAACACCGAGCAAAUGGGUGAUCAGUGAUUAUCCUCUAUUAAAUUGUAUUACAGCAAGAAAAUGUAAAAUUUUGUAUUCAAUUACAACAAAAAUGACUUGCAUUAUCAGAAAGCUUACAAAAACCUACAUAUAAGACAUUUAAACAGUUUUUUUAUAUCUAUAAUUGUUUUCGAGUUAUACGCUGUCAAAACGCGUUUUUGACCUAGUACCCAGUCCUUAUUGCGACAUUUUGGUCCAAUUUUCACAUUUAAAACAGCAAUAACUCAAAGACUAUUCGAAAAAUCAAAAACUGUUUAAAAAUCUUGUAUGCGGUUUUUUGUACGUUUUCCGAUGAUGCAAGUAAUUUUUAUUGUAAUUGAAUACAGAAUUUCUCAUAUUUUUGCUGUAAUACAAUUUAAUAGAGGAUAAUCAUUGAUCACCCAUUUUCUCGGGAUUGGGCAACUUUUUUGCUUGGGAACUUUUUUUGGUAGUGAUGUACCUAUAUAUCUUUCAAAUAAACCCCAAACCAAGUAUUUCUCACAUGGGGGUCACGAACCGAAAUAAUUUUGGCCAACAGCCCACGGCCUAUAAAACUUAUAGUGCAAUGCAGUAAAUAAAAUUUAAAUCGCUUUGUUUAUCUAGAUGGGCCACAUCGAAGGAAACCCCAGGAGAGAGGGCGUAUUUCCUAUCACAUUUGUGCGCCCCUUCGAGAAGGAAUAACACCCCCUGGAUCCAUUGUAUUCACCCAGCGUCCCCCAUCGUUGCUGAGGAAAGUUUGCCCUCCAACUUCUCUGGCUUGAGUGAAUGCAUCGGUUAUUUAAAGUGGACGUUUUACGUUGGUUUUAGAGUAUCUUAAAGAACGGCUAGACACAUGAUUAUUUCCAAAUAGCCAAUCACGUGCGAGGUUCAGAAUCGGAACCUAACCAAAUAUGGAAGUGAGAUUCGCAUCGAUUUGAGCAGAGGCUUUUCCACGUUUCUGUCGCCUCGCCGUUGUUUAAGAUACUCUGGAAGCAGAGUAAUGGUGUGUUUAUUAUCUUCAGAGAACUCGUAAAGGUCUCGUUCAAACUAUUCCAACGUUUAACAAUCCAACAUCAGCCGCCAUUAAGAUUGAUUUACACACGUAAAAAUCUCACAACUUGUCAACAAGAUGUGUUCGCAACAGGCUUGUAGCAAGCUUGUCAACAAGUUGUAACAAUGCUGUUAUCAAGUUGCUACAAGGUUGUCACUCACAACUUGUUGACAAGUUGUUGAAUUGCAGGACGAUAACAAGUUGUUGGAACAACUUGUAACAAGUCUGUUGAGCUCAACAACCUUGUAGCAAGUUGACAACUUGUCAACAAGCUGGGAACAAGCAGUGCGAACACAUCUUGUUGACAAGUUGUUGGAACAGCAUUGCUACAAGUCUGUUACAGGUUUGUUACAAGUUAUGCGUUAAACUGUCGCAUGCAACCAGGUUUGCAACUUGAGUUGUACUGUGUAAAUCAAGUACACAACACGUCUAUGUUGUCGCAGGCGAAUCAUGUGCUUGAUUUACACAGUACAAUUCAAGUUGUAAGCAGGUUGCAUGCGACAGUUUUAGGCAAAACUCAAAUUGUGUAUGAUGUAAAUCAGGCUUUACCCUCCAUGAUGUUGAAACCAUGCUAUAUUUAUUUCAAUGGUCGAAACAGACCCAACAAUCUUACCAUGUACGACGAUGUUGGAUCAAAAUGUUCGACUAGUUGAACGGGGCUUAAACGUCAAAGUAUCUUGACCAACUUUGAGAUAUUUAUAAAUUUUGUAAUGUGUAAUUGAGAUAUUUUUUUGUGAAACAUAAAAAUCUAGUACAGGAAGCUGGAUAGCGCUAUCAACCACAUAGUGAUUUUUUAAAAUUGGUCGUUGAUUAGUGUAACCCAGAUUGGACUUCAAUAUUUACACCAUCACAUUUCUGUGAUCACAGUAGGCAUUUUGUAAAGGUCCAUUCUAAGGUUUGAAAGAAAUGUUUGAGGAAACCGACACAGUGUUUAAACGUUUAAAGCCGGUUACAGACGAGCAAGUUUUCUAUGACAAGUUUUUAUGUGACAAGUUUUAUUUGCUCGUCUGUACGCGCAACUUUGACAAGUUUUUCAAUGACAAGUGCACUUGUUCAAAAGCUAGCAUGCUAGCUUUUGAACAAGUGCACUUGUCAUAGAAAAAAUUGUCAAAGUACAAAUUUUGUUCGUCUGUAUGGGUCAACAAAGAAAACUUGUCAAUGUAAUCUGAGCAUUUGAUGUGAUUGGCCAGCUGGCUAAUUGUCAAAGUAAACUUGUUGACACGCUCACACCAGUAAAUAAAACUAGUCAUAUGAAAACUUGUCAUAUAAAAUUUGUUGCAUAUACACAAGUGCACUUGGCAAAUAAAACUUGUCACGUAAAAACUUGUCAUAGAAAACUUGCUCGUCUGUAACCGGCUUAACAGUUCCCUCAAACAGUUCUUACAAAUCCUUCAAAACUUAGAAUUUACCUUUGCAAAAUUCCUACUGUAAUCACAGAAACUUUAGUGAUAUAAACCACCUUUAAACUUUGAAGGUGUAAACCACCCUUAAUUUUAAAGCAUUUGAAAAACGGUUGAAAAUUCACUAGCCACGGUGAAUAGGGUUAUCUGGCUUUCGCACAAUCGACAAGAGUUACUUUAGAGUUUUUUUUCUACAUGUGAAAACCUUCCUAGCAAAUUUGACAGUCCUGUAAUUUAAAUGCUCUCAUGAAAUUUGAGCAUCAGGAUAAAUAGAUUAAUAUCGAGAUACAGUACAAAUAAUAAAAUUCGAAACUAAUAUUUAAAUAAAACAUUCCUGUUCAGCUUUAAAUGCAGAACGGUUGUAAAUGAACAAUUUUACAUUUAAUGAGAUGUCUGUUACAGGUAAUUGUCAUUAUUAUAUAUUCAAAGUCUA